This is a messenger RNA of Drosophila hydei, 2313 nucleotides long. It is a transcript of the gene Cpsf73, whose product is annotated as cleavage and polyadenylation specificity factor 73. Gene Ontology annotation, biological process: mRNA 3'-end processing by stem-loop binding and cleavage. The transcript is spliced from 5 exons. Gene Ontology annotation, cellular component: mRNA cleavage and polyadenylation specificity factor complex. The coding region runs from base 157 to 2217 and encodes 686 amino acids. Gene Ontology annotation, molecular function: 5'-3' exonuclease activity; RNA binding; RNA endonuclease activity. Lineage: Eukaryota; Metazoa; Arthropoda; Insecta; Diptera; Drosophilidae. The record is from RefSeq and is a predicted model, not a curated record.
UUCAAAAUAAAAAUACCGUAUUUUUUGGUGUUUCUCAUUGCUAUCGAUAAUUGUUCAUCGAUUAUUGCAGACAUCAUAUGUGGAAUAAUUGAACGCAUUUUUGUUGCCGGCAAACGUCGAAAGUAUAAAACCUUAAUUUUAACAUAUUAAUACGGAAUGGCGCAAUCACAACAAAAUAAUGACUCCAGAGUGCCAGAUGAAGAGAGCGAUCUAUUACAAAUUAAGCCGCUAGGAGCUGGCCAAGAAGUAGGACGCUCAUGCAUCAUGCUGGAGUUCAAGGGUAAGAAAAUAAUGUUGGACUGUGGCAUACAUCCUGGACUAUCUGGCAUGGAUGCACUCCCCUAUGUGGACUUAAUAGAAGCUGAUGAAAUUGAUUUGCUAUUCAUAUCACAUUUCCACUUGGAUCACUGCGGCGCUCUGCCAUGGUUCUUAAUGAAAACAAGCUUUCGCGGUCGUUGCUUUAUGACACAUGCCACCAAAGCAAUUUACCGCUGGAUGCUCUCAGAUUACAUUAAAAUCAGUAAUAUAUCCACAGAGCAGAUGCUUUACACAGAGGCUGACCUGGAGGCAUCCAUGGAAAAAAUUGAAACAAUCAAUUUUCACGAGGAACGGGAUGUGAUGGGUGUUCGCUUCUGCGCCUAUAACGCUGGCCAUGUACUGGGCGCUGCAAUGUUCAUGAUAGAGAUCGCUGGUAUUAAGAUCCUUUAUACGGGCGACUUUUCACGUCAAGAGGAUCGUCAUUUGAUGGCCGCCGAGGUGCCGCCCAAAAAACCAGAUGUGUUGAUCACAGAAUCAACCUAUGGCACCCACAUACACGAAAAACGCGAAGAUCGCGAAAGUCGUUUCACAUCGCUGGUGCAAAAAAUCGUAAUGCAAGGUGGUCGCUGUCUCAUUCCAGUGUUUGCCUUGGGCCGUGCCCAAGAGCUACUGUUGAUAUUGGAUGAGUUCUGGUCACAGAAUCCGGAUCUUCACGAGAUACCCAUAUAUUAUGCCUCCUCGCUGGCCAAAAAAUGCAUGGCCGUCUAUCAGACUUAUAUCAAUGCCAUGAACGAUCGCAUUCGUCGUCAGAUUGCUGUGAACAAUCCAUUUGUCUUUCGUCAUAUUUCCAAUUUAAAGGGCAUCGAUCACUUUGAUGAUAUUGGACCUUGUGUGAUAAUGGCGUCGCCGGGUAUGAUGCAGUCAGGAUUGUCGCGGGAGCUCUUCGAAAGCUGGUGCACAGAUCCCAAGAAUGGCGUCAUCAUAGCCGGUUACUGUGUGGAGGGCACACUUGCCAAGACCAUUCUAUCCGAGCCAGAGGAGAUAACAACCUUAUCUGGCCAAAAGCUGCCAUUGAACAUGUCCGUCGAUUAUAUAUCCUUCUCGGCUCAUACAGAUUAUCAACAGACGAGUGAGUUUAUACGCAUGCUAAGACCCAACCAUGUGGUUCUCGUCCAUGGAGAACAGAAUGAGAUGUCACGCUUAAAGCUCGCGCUGCAACGUGAAUAUGAAGCAGACGCCAGCACGGACAUCAAAUUCUAUAAUCCCCGCAAUACUCACGCUGUAGAUCUCUACUUCCGUGGCGAGAAAACUGCUAAGGUGAUGGGUCAUCUGGCGGCUAAGAAACCAGAGGUGGGUAGCAAACUCUCUGGCGUGUUGGUAAAGCGCGAUUUUAAGUACCAUCUGCUGGCACCCUCGGAUCUGGGCAAGUACACAGACAUGAGCAUGUCUGUGGUCACACAGCGUCAGUCAAUACCUUGGACCAGUUCGUUGGCCACGCUUCAACUACUGCUCGAUCGAAUAGGCGCGGGUUGUGUUGAGAUUGUCGAGCCAGACCGUAAACUACGUGUCUUCAAUUGCGUUGAACUGACUGUGGAGCAAAAGAUUAUUGUCAUGGAAUGGCAUGCGACUCAUGUGAAUGAUGUCUACGCGGAUGCUGUACUGGCUUGCCUAAUGCAAUCCGAAUUGGGUGGCACAAACAUCAAAGGUGCUACGAAGCAAACCAAAUCAGAGGAAUCUCGCUUUCGAGAAUGCCUCAUCGAGACACUGCAGGAUACCUUCGGCGACAGCUGCGUGCCCAAGCUGUUCAAAGGCGAUUUGCUGCCGGUUACCGUCAGCGGCAAGCACGCCGAAAUUAAUUUGGAUACAUUGACUGUGCAAUGUGUCGAGGAUGAGGUGCUGAGGCAAAUGCUAAAUACUACCGUGCAGAAGCUUCACCAGACACUGGUGUCUGUUCAUUGAAACAAUUCCAACUCACAUGUGAAUCCUCUUUAUUAAUCAUUAUUAUAAGUUUUCCAUUCAAAUGUUGUACAAUAAAACUCGGAAUUUAGUUAUUUA